CGCGUGAUCGCAUGAUCAUGAGAAAAUAAUGGGAUUGAUAUCUCUUGCAUAAUUCAAACGCCAAUCAACGAGUUCGGCUCUCGCCUCGUCUAAUUUAACGGAAAGUGCAAUCAAAUUUUAAAAUUCCUCUGCUCCUUGAGGCAAGAUGCCUUUUAUUGGUGAACCCAUUGUGUUUCGACACGACUGAAAAUAUGUCUGCAUCUAAUCUAGUCAUAUUUGACAUGUCACGCAAUCAACAGCAAUGGCGUUGAAGAAACUAACCAUUGUCCUAGUUUUACUCUUUUGCCGAUUUACGCUUUUUUCCUUCAUCGCAGUUUUAUUUUGGAUUCUUCAAGGUAUGCCAAACCUCAACAUUUGUUUACUGAUGGUAAGUAUUACAAAUAAUGACCAAAUUGUUGUUGAUUCAAAGAUUGAUGAAGGAAAGUUAAUGUGUAGACAUGCUUACGUGAAUGUCAUCUUGUUUAAGCGAGCGAUGCAAAGGACUUUGGAUUUUUUUAGCUUUAUCUGAAUCUUCUAAUGAUUUUCAAUACCUCGUACUCUCAAUUUUUAUUUUUCACCACUCAUUAUUUUUUUUGUCGGCGACAAUGAGGAAAAACGUUUGUUGUUGAUGUUUAAAAGGAUUCGAAUUGGUUGCACAUACAUAUACUUUUUGCUUUCCUCCCUCCCCCCCCCAAAAAAAAAAAAGAAAAAGAAAAAAUUUGCAUGAGCUUUGUUAAUUUGUUUCUCUUGGGGCCCAUAAUCCUCUGAAGCAAAUCGUGAAUAGAGAAGGCAAAAUGAUAUAGGUAAAAUGUUAUGGGCACUCGGAAGGAAAAUACCGAAUUUAUUUUAUGGGAAAUUUUCGAAUUGCCGAAAUUGGAAUAUCUCUUUACAUUUUCUUAUGCACCAGCUAUAAAUAUCAGUAGAAUUUUAGUUAAAUCAAACUUAAAAAACCAUGUCUGAUUUAGCUAUAGACGUAAAAGGUGGGUAUAUAACUUAUAGUCAUACAAUACAUAGAAAUCAUCUCUGACUCAAUUCAGUGACGUGAUCGUCACGGCAGUGUUUCUUUCCCUACCAGUCUUGUCACGCAAUGCGUUACUUUCUUGCGAAGAGGACUACAUCAUAGUAAAUUGCGAGGAGUUAUUUAAGUCAUGGUCAUUACUUCUUUCGUCAGAUAUUCCUGUCUUACAUCAUUCCUCUACCGUCAGUUUCUCCUUUCAUCCAUACGAUUGAUCGCGCUUUCUCGCACGUCUCCUUUGUUGUAAGGUUGGUACCAAACAAUCAUUUAUACUUAGACUAACAAUUACUAUUCUAAGGUCUUAGAAAUAUAUUCCGAGCCGGUUUGUUCAAAGCUGGGUUAAACCCUAAGCAACGGUUAGUGUGAAAUCUGAUUUCAGAUCUAUAUUUUAUAAAUAGUAAUAAAAUGGUCGUCACGCAACGCUGAAAGAAGCAACACUAAAGAUGGCACGAUGCUUGCUUCACAAACAGGCGGUCACGUUAAGCGUGUAGACCAAGCGAAAUGCUUCAUGGAUAACAAUACCAAAUACUGAAUUCUUCUCCAGAAAUUUUUUAUCGCAGAUGUUGUUUUUCAUAUUUGACAGAGCUUACUCUCUGGUGGUUGUGGCAGUUCAAGUGAUUUUCAUCGGACUGCCUUGCUAUCUUCUGUUCUCUCUAUUUUAUGAACCCUUGGAGAUCUCAUUGCGUUACGUCGUCAACCAUUUAAGGUAAGAAUUCGGAUCUUAAUUGCGCAGCUUACAUUCCAUUUUUGCGAUUUUGAAAAAGAAUUCUUGAACAAAAGAAACAAAACAAAGUAAAUAUUUGUUCUUUUUAUGCUCAGAUUCACCAUUCCUCAUCUGGUAUUGAGAACGAGUACGAUGAUGUUUGAACGCACCUUACCGUGUCUUAGCACGUUAUACGGUCUGUUAAGGUUGGGUGCACUCGGAGUAAGCUCCGUACUUUAUCUUUAAAAUGGAAUUUAAUUACCUCUCGGCAUUUCGCUAAACGCGUCGAUCGAUAAAUUAAUGAUGAGGGACAGAUCCGAAAAAGAAAUAAAAGGGGUUUGAAACUCACGCUAGCAUGGUUGCUGCUCACAAAAUGCUUGGAUUGAUGCGUUGAUCAAUUCGAAGCCUCAAUAUUCCCCUGGGCACCCUUUAGCAUUUGAAGUUUUGAAGGUUGGUUCGUUCAAUUACCGCCCCUUCCCCCACCCCCAAGCCAAAACUGUGUUUUAAUGCCCUUUCAAGUGCUGGAUUUGAUUGUCAAGUUUUUUGUCAUAAAAGAAAGGAUCAUCAACCGUGAAUUCUUGAAGGCCUCUCUUUCUAAGCCUUUUGCUCACAAAUGUGAACUCUUUACCUUUGAACACCUCUUUAUUAAAAGAUAAAAACACAUGUAUUCCGCUAGAAUGACUUUACAAUUCUGGUCAAAAUUCUUCAUCCCACCCAGGCAAGGUUUAAAUUCCCCACUUCCCAGGUGCGGACGACAGUCAAAUGCCCGUGGGUCGCCCGGGAGGUGGAAGUUAAGGCCUCGCAACUGAUCGGCGAAUAAAAUGGUGGAGCGCGGUAUCAACACCUCCCUAUAUCCGCCCCUGUUUGUGAUGGUCUUGGAUCGGUCAGGGGGAGUUGGAGAAGGGGGUGUGGGGGGAGCUGUUAGUUUAGGUCUUACCAAGGUGAACCACGAAAAUUAUGUAGGGAAAUUUGAUGGAUUAUACAUUUUGUCAGAGUUUGUUAACUGAAAUUUACAAAGUUAAGUUGAGAGUUACAAAAUAGGAAGAGGUGUCAAGGGUUUCUCAAAUUUUUUUUUCUGUUUUAACUUUCAGGUCUAGUUUUUUUUCCUUUUCAAGCCUGUUGAUGAAAUGCUCGAUGUGGAUGGCUGCAGCUCUAUUCUCAAUAACCUCUCGUUUGGUUUGCAAAGUGAUUCAUGUGUAAGCUUUUAACGUUAUCGAGUAAAGCAUUGUUUUAUGCAGAGGACCGAGGAUGCUGGAUCUUCAGUACACAUGCCACUCAUCAAUUGGGUUGCACUUGAUUAGAUUACAUUACAUAAGAUUAGAUUAGGCCAUCUUUGCUCCUGCUGGGAACAUAAUGCGUCGACCAUGAAUCUCCAUCGGAUCCUGUUUUGGGCUGUUCUUUUUGCCUCUUUCCAGAUUAUGUUAUUCUUGUCGAGCUCACUUUGGAAAGUACGCCUUCAAGACUGCUUUCGAUGGCCUCUUCUUUAAGAACCGUGAGGUUUCCAUUCGAGGGUACUCCGGGUGGUAUUAUCCCCAGGUACUAGCUUUCCUUAAUGAGCUACGAAGUGCUGACUAGAUCGAUACAAAAGCAAAGUUAAUCAUAUGUGCAUUUUUUUCUUACUCUCCUUUUUCUAGAAAGGUUGUUAGUUCAUUGCUUGUGACCAUUGGAAUACUGAUUUGUCUUCCUGGAUUAGAACUAAUUCCCAAUCUACUUGCAACCGGACAUUUAUAUCCUGGGUCUCUAAUAAGGUAAACAAUUGAGUACAGUUUAUCAUAAGGCAAAUUGUAUGGAAGCAUCUCUGAUGAAAAACGUGUACAUUGAGUGUCGCAAAUGAAACCCAAAAGCCAAUCAGAGCGAAGGUAAAUAUCAGUGGGGAGCCAUAAGGAACGAGCAAGAGAACACGCGACUAAGUCGUGAUACGUUCUGGUGCUGUAUCUGAUUGGUUGAGAGGCUGGCGCAGUCCUGGAGCACUUCGAAGGCAAACUGAAAUUUGCUCCAAAACACACUUGGAAAAUUAAGGUGGUUCUACACUGCCAUACAAAUUCCUCUCCUUACCUAUGGAACGUCCGAAUUACGCAUGCCUCAACACUGAAAAACGAGUUAACUUCUUUUUCACAGGUUCCAACGUUGUGCAAAAUACGAUGACAGCACCGUUUGCCAUUCUGCUUUCUUAGAGUUUUCAUACAGCAUGUGCAACUUAAUACGUAAUGGGAUCUUUAUAACUAUGUGUUGGACUGUUAACUGUAGUUCUUGGAAAAAACCAUCAAGAGAAUUGACAAUCAUCGUAGAGAGCUGCCCGACACUGAGAAACAAGUCUUAUUUCCAACUCUUACUUUGCGCAGCUGGGCUGCCCCUAUUAAUGAACGGACACUGCUUUGCUCAAACAAUUCACAAUACAGCAUCAAUUGGAAAUCUUUUGUUGUUUCUGGUCGCACUGAACGCUUAUCACACCCGUACUGCUUCAAUGAUGUAUCACGCGUUAUGUGGUGUGGUUAUGAACGUCCAGAGUACGCUGGUGGCUGUGUACAACAUAUCUAGGAACUUACAAACUCAACCCAAUGACUCCAUUGCGACGUUGCUGUACAUUUUGGAAUUGUACUUGAUGCUGCUCGUCCUCUUAGACAGCAGUACUCGGGUGAUAAAAAAAGUUAUAAACCCAAAACUGGAUAUUAUGUCACUGGAAAGUUAAUGAAACUUGUGAAAUGACAUUCUCGCACAAACUUUUUUCGAUAGUCUACCCUACAUGAAAUCUCCUUCGCACCUGUCGUUACAUUUGUCACGCAACUCUUUGUUGGGCUACAGUGCUACGAGAACGAGACACAAUACUGACAAAAGCUGAAAAGACUUAUCCAUGACAAUCAACUGAAAGCGGUUUUCAAGAAAAUAAAUAAAUUGAAUUUUAUUUUUUUCCUUAGAGGGUUUGAGUUGAAUAACAGGACUGCUCUACAUACAUUCAGAUUU
This is a messenger RNA of Pocillopora meandrina, 4658 nucleotides long. NCBI's taxonomy places the organism in Eukaryota, Metazoa, Cnidaria, Anthozoa, Scleractinia, Pocilloporidae. The record is from the annotation of a GenBank genome assembly.